UUUACUUGAUAAUAUUUUAUAAAUUACUUAACCGUUUCCGUGAGAAUGACGUCGACGCCGUUAAACCCGAUCCCGAUUCCGUUCCAUCUCUUUCUCUCUCUCCUCCGAAUCGAAGUUAAAAAAGAAACAACAGAUUCGGAUUUUUUUUUCACAAAAAAAAAGUAGUUUCCAAUUUCCAUUUACAAAGACACAAUGGAAUUUAACGGUGUUAAUUUCCCACUAAACUCCGUUAUUUAUAACCGACAAUUUCAUCAUCACUAUAAUGGAUCCCUUGAUCCGCAAGCUCCGGCGCCUCCUUCUCCGAUGGCUUCACCGAUCUCGUUCUGAUGAAUAUGAAUUGUUGAAAGUGGAUGAAUGUGAUCUGUUGAAUUGUUCAGGAUCCGUGUUUUUUGUGAGGAGAAUUUCGUAUAAGGAAGUUAGAAAAGCGACCGAUAGUUUUCAAAGAAUAGUUUAUAGCAAUUCCGAAGUUUCUGCAUAUGCAGCGAAUUUCGGAGAGGGGUGCGGCGGUGUUUGUUUGGUGAAAGAAGUUAAGGAUUUUGAUAGAGGAAAUGAUGAGAGUUUUCAUAAACAAGUGCAGUUGUUGGGACGGUUGCAUCAUCGGCACCUUCUUUCGCUAAAAGGCUUUUCGUUGGGACACGAUCGAAAGAGCAAGAGAUUGCUUGUAUUUGACAACAUAGAAAAUGGAAGCUUAAAGGAGCAUCUCAAUGAUCCCUUGAAGACUCCUUUAAAUUGGAGGACGAGGUUGCAGAUAGCUAAUGGCGUUGUGGCUGCACUGGAAUACUUGUUUCUUUUCAGUGAACCGCCAAUAAGUCAUGUCUCUAUUAGCUCUAGCAAUAUUAUGUUAGAUGAGAACUUCACCCCUAAACUAUCUGAUUUUGGCCUUCUUACUGGUGGAAGUUCUGUCAUGGUGACAGAAGAUUGCACGGGACAGGAAAACCGUAAGAUUAUAUUCCAACUUGGAGUGCUCAUCCUGGAACUUGUCACUGGUCAGUCUUCAGAGAUGGAAGGUUCUGAUUUAAUUGAAUGGAUUCAAGAAUCCCGAUUUUUCAGUUCCAUAGAUAAGAUGUUAGACCCUGAUCUUGGAAACAAUUAUGAUGGUACAGAACUUAAAAGUCUUCUAGCUGUGGCAAAAUUAUGUAUCAAAUCAUGGGACAAGCCUUCAUAUACAAUUCCUCAGUUAUUUCGAUAUCUCCAAAAGGAGACUGAUAUUCCCCAACAUUAGGAUUAUGAAAUGCAUCAAAUUAUCAGCAUAUAUAAUACUCUGCAAUAUUGAAUUUCAUUGAGACUUCCUUAGCCACUGAAAACUGUGAAGCUAUAGAGCCAAUAAGCAACCCUGUAGAGCAGUAGAUGAAAACUUGUGGAAAGGAAAGUCAGAACACAGUGAGUAGUGUCGGAUGGCGCAAAUGGCGUGCUUUUCAUCUCAAACGACUUGAAAACAGCUUGAUGAAAAAAUGACUCAACUGUGAAGAUCAUUAUGCCACAGUUUUUCUGCAUAACUCUGCCUCGAAACAAUGUGGUUUAUAAAAAAAAAAACCUUUUGAUCCUAUUACCCGUAGCAAUGUCAGCAAACGAGUUUGUCCAGGGAUAGAGUCAUGCUAAUGCAAGGGAGAACACUCUUUCCAUGAUGCAGAGGGAUGUACUUGUUGGGGACUGGGGGCAAGGAAUAACUUCAAGGAAAUCAAAUUUGAAGCAUGCAAGAAGGAGAUGAUGAGACUAGACCCAACAAUGGAAAAUGCAAUGAGAUCAAUUAGAUGGAACAUGCAGAUUGCACAGGCACAACAUGCUCAGCAAAAUCAUCAUGAAACUCGUGCCGAUGUGGCGGUAAGAUGCAUUGCCAAUGUGGUGGUAAGAUGCAUUAAUUCCCAUUUGGCUGCAAAAGAUUUUGAUUAAGUGAUUCAAGAUUGCUGUAUUUUGAUAGAAUAUUCUAUUAUUAACUAAUAUUAAUGAACAUAAUGUACCUUAAGUUACUUAUAUCA
This is a messenger RNA of Vicia villosa (hairy vetch), 1976 nucleotides long. Its product is annotated as probable receptor-like protein kinase At1g49730. Gene Ontology annotation, molecular function: ATP binding; protein tyrosine kinase activity. Gene Ontology annotation, cellular component: plasma membrane. Gene Ontology annotation, biological process: protein phosphorylation. The record is from RefSeq and is a predicted model, not a curated record. The coding region runs from base 263 to 1222 and encodes 319 amino acids. The transcript has 8 exons. Lineage: Eukaryota; Viridiplantae; Streptophyta; Magnoliopsida; Fabales; Fabaceae.